CACACGACUAUAUCGUAUAAAACUUUAAAAUGUCGUCGAAAAAAAAAAAUUCAUUGACAAAAGCCAAUGAUGAGGAAGUAACGGAACAGGUUAUCAAUGCAAUAUCAACUGACUUAAGCAAUGAAUCAGUGGAGUCGACAACAAAUCUCGACGACGAUUUAAAAAUUAUGACCAUACCAAAAAUGUUACAUGAACAUUUUGAAUGUGUCGUAGGCAAAAAUGUUUUUAUAGACAAACCAUGGACACAGAUUUCUCACAAAAAAAUAUUAGACCAUUUACAGAAAGAGAAAUCGGACUCAUGUUUUUGGAAGUUUCGAAAAGAGCUUGAAGCUAUACAAAACGAAUAUGUUUUGGUUGGUUAUAAGGCUUUUAGUAGUACAGACGAAGAAUUUCUGAUUUGUACCACUGAUAGAGCUGAACAAUUUAUCAAACAGACGCAAGUACAAAUGGAGCGUGAACAAAAUAUCGAACGAUCAAUGCUUCGCGUGCCGAAACCUUGGGAGUCUAAAUGUAGUGAAAAAGAUAUUGAAGACAUAAAGUCAGUAUCGGCACGAGAAAAGAUAACAUGUAUUUGGAAACUUUCAACCGAAAGGCUCAAAGAAGAAGCAAAGUUUGAAGUUUCAACUUCAAAAUCUAUGAAAAACCAACACGUAAAAUUAGAACCACGUUAUUCUAAAGACAAAUUUGAAUGUGCUGAUGUAUUAACAAUGGACACAUGUGUUCAGGCUACCAGAAAAAUGGUCAAUAGGGAAAUGCAAACUAUUCCAAGAAUCAAAGAUAAUAAAUGUAUUCAGUCUGUUGCUGUAGAAGAAGAAAUGUUUCAAUUUCAACCGCUAACUAAAUCAGACAAGGCACUAGAUGAUUUCUUAGAUAAACAUGUACCAAAUUUAGUGGAUCAGUUGCAUUAUAAUGAUUUAUACGAUUUAUACCGUGAUGAUUAUAAAUUGUUAAAAAAUAAAAACGAAAAUGAAAAUGCAACCGAACAAAACUCCAAGGACAUAAAUAUUUUUCCUGGGUAUCAAAAUACAGGAUCUAAAAACAAAUAUGUAUCUUCUCAUACUUGGCACCCGACAAUACCAGGCAUUUUCGCAAUAUCUUACACGUCCAGUAGUAACGCAUUAUACAAAUCCGUUAGCUUAGAAACAGCUACCGAGGAAGUCGCAAAAUCCAUCGGCAAAGAUAUGGGUUCAUACAGCAGUGAUAAUGACAACAAUGUAGAGCAUUCGAACGACCAGUCAGAAGUUAAACUCGUGGACGAGAAUUAUAAAGAAAAAAUAAUAUCAUUGUUAAAUAUGGAAUUUGUACAGAGAAUGAGAGUGAUUCAAGUAACUGAGGAGGAAAAAUCUAACGAUCAGUAUGGUCAAGACAUUAAAAGACAGUUGCGCAAUUUCUUUAAUUAUAAACCUCACGAACAGAUUUUUAUACCCAGGGAUUUAUCCGUAGCUCGACCAGAUGAUGACAGUUUAAAUGAUGAGAAUAAAAUUAUGAAUGAAAUACAAAAUGAAUUAUCUUAUAUUGAAAUUUUAAAUAAUACUGAUCAAUCAGACGAGUCUGUGGAUGUGGAUGUCAAUGAAUGUAAGUCACAGAUUAAAGGACGUAUAAAAGUGUCGAGCUCUACGAAAAUGAUGCCAUCUACCGUAGAAAUAGAUGGAGGUGAAUAUAGGGAUAAGGUGGAGCAUCACGAUUCGGACACGGAAAGUUUUUACAACAUAUGGGGUGAUGACGAAGAAUGGAUGUAUGGAAAUGAACUGAGAAAUGUUGUUCGAAAUUUACAUAGGAAGUUCAAUAAAAAAUACGAUCGAGAAGCAAGGGAAAACAAAUUGUUUAGACUUUUGAAAUCCGAAGCCGAGUACACAAAAAUGAAAAAUAAAAUUGACGAUAUGGAAACAGAAAGAAUAAAACUAACCAAAGACAUGUUCGAAGCAGGAUAUAAGCAUCAAAAACUAAAAAAUCAGUCUAAGAAGAGAAAAAAAUCUUCAUUGGGACAAAACAAAGUGAUUCGAAAUUGUGAAGAUCCAUUGAUGAAACGAGAGAAUGUUCCACCAGUAUAUGAACAAAAUUCGGUCAUUAUUUGGUCGAUUAAUGAUAAUAUGUUUCCAAAGUUGAUAUUAGAAAGCUCAGAAGAAGUGUAUUGUGUUGAAUUCAGUCCUAGAAAUGGUAAUACAGUCGUUGGAGGGUUAGUAAAUGGACAAAUAUGCAUAUGGGACAUCAAAGAAAAAUUGGAUAAGAUAGAUUCAAAUAAUUUAACCAUGUCGGAGAAGAAAAAAAAGCACCAUAGACAUCUUUGGAUGCAUAUGCAAUGGUCAUUAGAAGUACAGUUUAAAACUAGAAUCAAACCAGCAGCAUUGAGUGCCAUUUUAGAAUCUCACGAAUCAAUGGUGACUGCAAUUCAAUGGAUUCAUCCUAUGAAUGAAAUAACGUCAUUGGGUAAGCUCGUAACCGUAAAAGAAGGACAGUUCUCAGAUCAAUUUUUUUCUGCCUCCAUGGAUGGAACUAUAAAACUUUGGGAUUUGCAUUCGACUCCGAUACCUAGGUCACAGCAAAACAUUGAAAAAAAAACUCGAUUUCCGUAUCCAGAUAAGUUGGACAGUUAUAAAUCACCAUUGAGCAUUUACAACAAUUGUUUAAAGCCUUUGUAUACGAUAAUCAUCACAAAACCAGAAACUACAAUGCAUAGUCCUAUAACCGCUUUGUCUUUUGAAAUUCCUGUAAUGCAAUAUAAAUAUACCUCCAAUCAGCCGUUAGAAAUCGGAAAGCGGCAGUUCGAAUACGUACCAACCAUAUCGGAUGAUCCAAAUCGCAUUUUGGUCGUUGGCAGUAUUAUGGGUGAUGUCGGAAUUGUCACUUGGAAUGGUUACGAAAUUCAUCAGCAGGGCCAAAACAAGGAAGAAUGUAAAAAUAUUUGGUGGGGACAUGUACACGACGGACCGAUUAACUGCAUCAAGAGAAAUGUAUUUUAUCCGGACUUGCACUUGGUCUGCGGCGGGCAUGUGGUGUCCAUCUGGAGUUUAAAUUACGAAGGUGGUCCAAUUUGGUGGAAACGAUUCUCCGAUUUUACAAACAGUGUAUUAUGGUCCACUAUUCAUCCAGCAGAAUUUCGAGUGUCUUUCAACAGUAGCGGUGUCCUACAGUUUUGGAAUUUCAUGAAAUACACUCACCAACCUUAUUACGAGUCGAAUAAUCUUAACAUAACUGGUGACGGACUUAUAGGAUCAUUGUCGACUCCUCUUUCAUCAAUACAUUUUAUUGAUGCAGAACAACUAAAAUUUUCGGAAGGCAUCAAUGAAUUGCUAAAUUACAACAAAAACGAGUUAAUUGGUUUUUCGGAUUCCAAUGGGAUGAUAUGGAUGAUCACCAUAAGUGCAACAAUACUAGAAAAAAAUAAAAUCGAAGAGGUCGGCAAUAUAUUCCAGAAAGAGAUCGAUCGGAGACGAGAAUUGGAUGCGUGGAAUAUAAAAUAUAAAGAAGAAUACGGACCUGUAGAAGAAAACGAAGUGGACGAUUCUCAUUGCGAAUCAACUGAACCAUUUGAACAAAUUUCGGAGAACGAUGACGUAAAACUACUACCAAAAUCAAAAUCAAUAAAGAGACAAAUUUGUCAUGAGACCAUCAAAUGGUAUUUGAACCGAUGUGGAUCUAAAUCACGUUUAACGAGAGAAAAGUUCACAGAACGUGAAAAGCGACAUAUGAUAGAGACUCUGAUGCAAAAAAAAAAUGUGAAUCAACAACAGUUGGAUGAAUACAUAAGAAAUAAUGAGAUGAAAACAUCUGAUGAGAGUAAUGUUAAAAAAAUAAGAUUUAAAUCAGAUGAAACAUAUAAACACAUUGUAAAUAAAUUAUUAGUUGCCGAAGAAACUAAAGAAUACGGGUUGGAUAUCGAUUCACAAAAAAACGUUGAGUCAGAAGAAAUGAAACAGAUAUUUGAAAAGAUUCAUAAUAUUGUGGUGACGGACUAUGAAUUUAAGAAAGAAAAGUUAAACAGUUACAUUAAAAACAAUCCCUACAAAGCAGCGCAAGAAGAUUGGGCUCAAGUAAUCGAGUUUGCAGAAAGAGAAGACAAGGACGUAUUAAACGAUCCUAAUAUUCUUAAAGGUCCAAACAUACGCAUGAUGUACCGAAAACUGUCCAAGAAGUACAUUGACGAAGGUUAUAAGAUUAAAGAAUGGAAAAGCCGCAGAGAUCAACACGCGGACGAUCGGUACAAAAUGAGAGAGAGUAAAAUCAAUGAGUUGAAAGCCAUCUAUGGAAAAAGUUAUAACCCUUACUGGGACAAGGGUCUUAAACCAUUAAGAAUGAAGGAUGCUGUCCGGAGGAGAGUGACCGAGAUAGAUGAUGACAACAACAAACAAUUGCACGAGAGUUAUUCCCAAGAAGAAAAUGGUGACAGUUGUUAUACAGAUUAUUUAUCGUUCACGGAACCUGACACCAUAUCAAACAAUCCCGAUCAAACCGGAAAAGAUAUAUCAGAAAAAUAACACAACACAAAUCAAAUUAAAUUAUAAUACCACAUUUAUUAUUAUAAUUGUAUUUAUAUAUAACAAUAUUUAUAACUUAAAACUUCUAUAACUGAAAAUACAUGAAAAAAAUCCAUAUUUACAAUCGAAAUGUUUACUUAGAAAUGAGAAUCUAAUUGCAACUAAAAUGUAAAAUGGCUGACACCAUUUAUUAAGAUUUUUAUCAGUAUUAG
Sipha flava (yellow sugarcane aphid) is the source of this 4687-nucleotide messenger RNA. RefSeq lists its product as uncharacterized. Gene Ontology annotation, cellular component: inner dynein arm. Gene Ontology annotation, molecular function: dynein light chain binding; dynein heavy chain binding. The transcript has 23 exons. Gene Ontology annotation, biological process: inner dynein arm assembly; cilium movement involved in cell motility. The coding region runs from base 30 to 4475 and encodes 1481 amino acids. The record is from RefSeq and is a predicted model, not a curated record. Lineage: Eukaryota; Metazoa; Arthropoda; Insecta; Hemiptera; Aphididae.